AGCGUGCUGAAGAAACUGGUCAGCGGCGGGCGCGCGCAGAUGCUCUCUCGCGCGCUCUCUUCAGUUCAGCCGCUGCGCGUCACGCGAGCAGAGAUCAAGCCGUCGCCUCGGUUCUCCGUCGUGUUUACUCUUGAGAAGCUGCUCAUGAUGCGAGGUGUGUGUGUUGUUCAGCUGCUGCUCGCGACGCUGACCGGCGCGGGAGAAGCGCGGGAGACCGGCGGCGGGAAUUUCCUGGAGGACGAGCCCCGGUGGCUCUCGAACGUGCACCGGUACAGCCGCACCGUCAAACACUGGAACCGCUUCAGAGACGAAGUGGAGGAUGACUACAUCCGUACGCUGGAAGGUCCGCAGGCUUCUGAUGAAAGUGUGGACACCACGAAGGAUCCGUGUCAGAAGGUGAAGUGCAGUGGUCACAAGGUUUGUGUGGCUCAGGGAUAUCAGCGAGCGGUGUGUGUGAACCGCAAGAAACUGCAGCACAGAAUCAGAGAAUCUGGACUGAAGCCUCAUGCUGGCAGCUGUAGACCCUGUUCAGAGACAACCUCGACACCUGUGUGUGGAUCAGACGGACACAACUACAACUCACAGUGUAAGCUGGAGCAGCAGGCGUGUUUGUCGGGGAAGGAUCUGUCCGUUCUGUGUUCUGGUUCUUGUCCUUGUAUCAGUGCUGGACCUCCUAAAGCAGAACCCAAGAUCAAGACGAAUCCAGAGACGUCACCUGAACCCAAACCAGAGCUCUGCACCGGUCAGGAUUUGGCAGAUUUGGGCGACAGACUCCGAGACUGGUUUCAGCUCCUGCAUGGAAAUGCUAAACAGAACAACUCUGGAAGACAAAGCACAGCAUCAGUGUUUGACCGGGGGCUCGUGGCCGGCUGUAAGGACUCCAUCGGCUGGAUGUUCUCCAAGCUGGACACCAGUAAUGACCUGUUCCUGGAUCAGUCCGAGCUGGACGCCAUAAACCUGGAGAAGUAUGAAGUGUGCAUCAGGCCCUUCUUCAGCUCGUGCGACUCGCACCGCGACGGGAAGGUGUCCACGGCAGAAUGGUGCCUGUGCUUCUGGAGAGAGAAACCUCCGUGUUUGGCUGAAAUCGAGAGGAUCCAGAUACAGGAGGCGUCUAAGAGGAAACCAGGCAUGUACAUCCCCAGCUGUGAUGAGGACGGCUACUACAGGAAGCUGCAGUGUGACCGCAGUCGCAGUGAGUGCUGGUGCACCGACCCUCAUGGAGCCGAGGUCACCGGGUCACGUAUCCAUGGAAACCCCGACUGCGACGAGCUGCUCAGCUCCGGAGACUUCAGCAGCGGCGUCGGCUGGGAGGACGAGGAGGAGAAGGACGGGAACGCAGAGGAAGAGGAGGAGGAGGAGUCCGAGCCGGGAGAGAGCGACGACGCCGGGUACAUCUGGUAAAACACCUUCAUCGUCUGACAUCCACCUGUUUUACUUUGGCUUCCUGAAACAUUCGACCAGCGUUUGAGUGUUUUUGAUUUCCGUCAUCGGUUUAUCGGAUGCAAGAUUCAGAAUCAGACUCUGCAACGCGGGAAACACAAAAGCCUUGAGUUUGAUGCAUCAUCAUUAACAGGGUAUUACGGUUCAGUUGAGGUGAUUUAUGCAACAGAACUUGUCCGCAAUGGUUUAUAAACCUCUGGAGAUCAGGUUUACACUCACUGUACAGACCUUCAUCCGAGUGAAUGUGACUAUAAUCAUGAGUUUCAGCCUCUAUCUCUAAAGAGGAAAAAUUGGAUGAAUUUAAAAUGCAUAUUCCCUAAAUUAAGGCUCAGAAAUGAUCAGAGUGUGUCUCAAAACUCAUUCUCUAAUUCACAUUCACAAAAAAUGAUAAAAAUGAAUGUAAAAUUGUAGAAAAGUGCAUUUGCAAAUCGGAUUUAGCAAAUAUAACAAGGUUAUGAAUUUAUCAACUAUAUAAAAAAAUUUUGUGCAUGUAAGUUUAUUUCAAGUAUAUAUUUAUUAUUUAUAAGCAAUAUAAUUAUUAUAAGUAUAUGUUUGCAAACUCACCUAAUUUACUGCAUAUUCCCAAAAUAUGAUUUGAAAAUUUUACUUUCACAGAAUGCAAAAAUUAAUUCUUAAAUACACAAAUAUGUUUGCAUCUUUCUGAAAGUUUCUACAUCAACAGAUUGACUUCUUUGUGAAUUCGCUUACAUUUAAGUUUAUAAUUAUAAGUAUAUUUUUGCAAACAUAAAUCAGCAAACUCAGUCUAAUUCAUAUUCACAAUCUAUGAUUUGCAAAUGCACAAAUUUACAGUCACAAAAUAAGAUUGACAAACGUAAAACUGAUUGACUUUUUUUUGUGAAUGUGAAUAAGCUUAUGUUUAGUAUUAAUUAUUAUUAAUUAUAAGUAUAUUUAUAAGUAUGUUUUAUAUAUUUGCAUAUAUUUAUAAUUUAGAAGUAACAUUUAUUUUAAGUAGGGAUGCACGAUAUUGGAUUUUUGCCGAUAUUUUUCAACUCUUUUUGGCCGAUAUCCGAUAUAUUUCCUUUAGUUUGGAAACAACACCAAGUCUCUCCUGUACAGAGAUUAUAUACAAAUUAUUUUUCAUUUUGGUUAGUUUUUAGCACCCCCGAAGUAAAUAAAGGGUAAGGCAUAUCGGCAUAAUUUUAAUAUCGGGCCGAUGCCGAUAUUUUCAUUCUAAGCCAUUAUCGGCCGAUUUCAAUAACGUUUCGAUAAUAUUGUGCAUCCCUAAUUUUAAAUAUAAAUUUGCAAACAGAAAAAGACAAAACCUCGUAACCCUU
Messenger RNA from Cyprinus carpio (common carp), 2735 nucleotides. RefSeq names its product testican-2-like. The record is from RefSeq and is a predicted model, not a curated record. Gene Ontology annotation, molecular function: calcium ion binding; protein binding. Lineage: Eukaryota; Metazoa; Chordata; Actinopteri; Cypriniformes; Cyprinidae. The coding region runs from base 40 to 1401 and encodes 453 amino acids. The transcript is spliced from 11 exons.